AUGCGCAACACGUCACGGGAGAAACUGUUGCCAUUUCAAUUUCAGAGAAUCCUGGACGAUGGAAAAGGAAAUGAUGCAGGGACGCCUCCACCACUGAUUGGAAGAUUUGGCACCUCAUUGAAAAUAGGGAUUGUUGGCCUUCCCAAUGUUGGGAAGUCGACCUUCUUCAACGUGCUGACAAAGAGUCAGGCUGCAGCUGAAAAUUUCCCCUUCUGCACCAUUGACCCAAAUGAAAGUAGAGUGCCCAUUCCAGAUGAACGCUAUGAUUUCCUCUGCCAAUUCCACAAACCUGCCAGAGAAAUCCCAGCAUUCCUUAAUGUUGUCGACAUCGCUGGCCUGGUGAAAGGUGCUCACUCUGGCCAAGGCCUGGGAAAUGCCUUCCUGUCCCACAUCAGCGCCUGCGAUGGCAUCUUCCACUUGACACGUGCUUUUGAGGACGAGGAUAUCAUCCAUGUUGAGGGGACAGUGGACCCAGUGAGGGACAUGGAGAUCAUCCACGAGGAGCUGAGGCUGAAGGAUGAAGAGAUGAUCGGCCCUGUUAUUGACAAGCUGGAGAAGACUGCCAUUAGAGGCGUUGACAAGAAACUCAAACCAGAAUAUGACGUUAUGUGCAAAAUCAAGAGCUGGGUAGUGGAUGAAAAGAAACAUGUCCGCUACUAUCCGGAUUGGAACGACAACGAGAUCGAUGUGUUGAACAAAUACUUGUUUUUGACAUCCAAACCAAUGAUUUACCUUGUUAACCUCUCUGAGAAAGACUACAUCAGGAGAAAGAACAAAUGGCUGGUGAAAAUCAAGGCGUGGGUGGACAGUCAUGACCCCGGGGCCUUGGUCAUCCCCUUCAGCGGCGGCCUGGAGAGCCAGCUCCAGGACGCCAGUGACGAGGACAGGCAGAAGCACUGCACGGAGCACAAGACGCAGAGCGCCCUGUGCAGGAUCAUCAAGGCAGGCUACGCAGCCCUGCAGCUGGAGUACUUCUUCACUGCCGGACCAGAUGAGGUCCGUGCAUGGACCGUUCGGAAAGGAACUAAGGCUCCACAGGCUGCGGGGAAGAUCCACACGGACUUUGAGAGGGGCUUCAUUACGGCGGAAGUAAUGAAAUUCCAGGAUUUUAAAGAGGAAGGCAGCGAGAACUCUGUCAAGGCAUCUGGGAAAUACAGACAACAGGGAAGGAACUACGUCGUGGAGGAUGGAGACAUCAUCUUUUUCAAAUUCAACGCACCAAAUGCGCCGAAGAAAAAGUGA
This is a messenger RNA of Pleuronectes platessa (European plaice), 1242 nucleotides long. RefSeq names its product obg-like ATPase 1. Lineage: Eukaryota; Metazoa; Chordata; Actinopteri; Pleuronectiformes; Pleuronectidae. Gene Ontology annotation, cellular component: cytoplasm. The record is from RefSeq and is a predicted model, not a curated record. Bases 1 to 1242 code for a protein of 413 amino acids. The transcript is spliced from 11 exons. Gene Ontology annotation, molecular function: GTP binding; ATP hydrolysis activity; ATP binding.